AUGGGCCAACAGACGAUUUCAAAGAUCAGUCCGUACCUAGUACACUACCUCCUGACGACGUACAUCGUGUGGACAGCGGGACUUCAUCACCUUGUCCAAGCCCAACCCACAGCCAAGGCCGAUUCUGGGGUGAUGUGUGUGAGUGGGUGUAGCUGUAACAGCGAAACGGCAUCAGUCACCUGUAUAUGGCCAUCUUUGGACGCGAUAGCCGGCGUUCCCGGGAGCACCCGCGCGCUGAGCUUCCGUGGCGGGAAACUGACGAAGGUUCCACGGGGUGCGUUCUCCAGCUUCGGCAGCCUGAGGACUCUCCACCUGGACCAGAACAGGAUCAAGACGCUCACGGACGGGUCCUUCUCCGGGCUGGCCAACCUGAGGAGGCUCUCGCUCAGCAGGAACGCGCUCUGGGUGAUUCCCCGCAACUCGUUCCGAGGCCUACAGCGCGUCUCCCGUCUGGACCUGAGUAAGAACCGGAUUUCCGUCCUGUCCUCCUACAUCUUCACGGGUCUGACGUCACUGCUGACGCUCGACCUGCGCGACAACCCCGUCAGUUACGUCACGGACAACGCGUUCGCCGGGGUGACGGGACUGAGACAGCUCUACCUGCGCGGCUGCCGCGUCACUAACAUCGCUCACGUCACCAAACCACUCCGCACCCUCCUCUCACUCCAAACCCUGACCAUGCAGUCCCUGCGAAUCUCUUUUCUCCCCACGAAAGCCAUUCCGUACCUUCCUAACCUGACUUCGGUUGAUCUAAGCUACUGGAAGAGUCUGAGACGCAUUCACUCUUUCGCUUUCAGCGGGUUAAAUCUCAAAACUCUCAAACUGAAUGGCGGCGCUCUCGCUAGUGUGCCUUCGCAGGCUAUCUUAAAGAUCCCUUCCUUAGUAAACCUUAGUCUGUCGGGAAAUCCGAUCCGAUAUAUUCAGCCCUACGAUUUUAACGGGUUGAAAAACCUCCAGAACCUUAAUCUGAAGAGUCUUAACAUCUUGGAUGUUCUAGAGAGGGGGUUCAUAGGAUUAGACAGCCUAAAGUCUCUGGAUUUAAGCGGGAAUCCCCAGCUACAGCCUUUGAGGCGGACGGUUUUUGGCAGUCUAAAAACGGUCGUGUCUCUAAAUGUCACCGGUUCUACGUGGAAGUGCGACUGCAACUUGAAAUGGUUCGCAGCGAACCCGAACGUUGACAUAAAAAGGAUCACGUGUAACAGCCCCCCUCUCUGGAGAAACAAGAAUCUGUUUUUCUACCUGAAGACUCAAGCGUAUGAUAACCUCAUGACAUGUGAUGUUCCCACUGUGGUCGUCAGACCGUCAGUGUUGAACGCUUCCGUUGGCCAGACCGCUAAACUAUCCUGCCUCGUGUCCAGCGGCGCUGCCUCUACCGUCAACUGGGUUGCUCCUAACAAAAGGGUGGUCCUCUCCGGCUUGCCCUGGGGCCGGCUUAGCAUGAACCAAACCCAGCGCGCAGUCGGCAUCUUGUCCAUCAAAAACGUCUCCGUUGCCGACGCAGGAAAGUACGUCUGUUUGGCCUACAACGGUGGGGGGAACAGAACCGCAACGGUACAGCUGAAAGUAGUUCCUGCCGUCCCAACACCAGCGUCUUACCUGCAAUUUACACACGGGUACACCACCGAGAAUUUCAUCCUGUCUUGCCUGAUCGGCUCUCUGUUGUUUAUGGGAGCUGUGGUGGGUUGUUACUCGCUUAUCUUCCCCUGCAGUAGAAUGUGCCAGGCGGAGACCAUAGCCAUUAAGAUAGACAUGCCGGAAACGACGCUGUCUCCUGAACAGACAGGGGGAAGGAAGGGUAAUGUUAGCGCUAACCUUAACAUCCAGAGGAGCACGUUAUAA
Branchiostoma belcheri (Belcher's lancelet) is the source of this 1839-nucleotide messenger RNA. Its product is annotated as leucine-rich repeat and immunoglobulin-like domain-containing nogo receptor-interacting protein 2. NCBI's taxonomy places the organism in Eukaryota, Metazoa, Chordata, Leptocardii, Amphioxiformes, Branchiostomatidae. Gene Ontology annotation, molecular function: protein binding. Bases 1 to 1839 code for a protein of 612 amino acids. The transcript is spliced from 3 exons. The record is from RefSeq and is a predicted model, not a curated record.